AUGUUGAAAAGAAUCAUCGUUGAAGAACAUCAAAAUCCGGAAAAAUCAUCGGUUGCGUUUGACGGACGAAAUAAAUCUAAGGAAUUUUUUCGAGGUUACGUGGUUAAUCAAGUUUCACCUAGCAUUCAUAUUUUUACAAAUUCAGUGAAUUAUCCCAACGGCUUACAAUUUACAGUUAUUCCAAAUAACGAAAAGGAGAAUUUCAUGCAGUUGCAUUCAAAUUCAACAAGAAAUGUUGAGCGAAUAGACACAAAAAUGUACUCAUCGUUUUGUAUGCACCCUCUAAGUCAUCGAUCAAAUCAUGCCACAAAACCAGGGGACGAAGGAGGGAUUCCACCGAGACCGUUAUCCUCAUCACAACCUCAUUCUUUGCGCAUAGAUAGUUCAGAUGAAACGUGUGAUCACAGUUGUUGUGCUAUCGAUGUUCUGUCAGCCAAAAUGGAAAACUUACCUGCAUUUGUUCCUCGCACACCUCAGAGGAGUGAGUCGUCAGGGGACGAUCUGGUAACUACAGCAGAAGUUACUUCAUCAGUUAUACCUCAACCAGUACUAGCUUCAUGUGACACAUCGAAAACUUUUAUAUUCAAAAAUAUUACUCCAUACAUGCGACAAACAACGACAAAACCACUUGCUGAGCUAGUACAGCCAACGGUACCACAACCAACUUCUAUAAUAGCAAAUUCAGUACCUUCUGCUCAAAAUUUACCUCUUCCGCAUCGCAGUUUUUCACUUCCAUCCACUGAUACUAUUAGCAGUAUGCCACCACAAUCCACACAGUGCUCGUAUUAUGACAAUUCAGCAGAUAUUAUUUCAUGCAAAGAUUCUUUGGUAGCAAAAGAACAUCAUUACUGUGAAAACACUCCAAGAAGAUUGAGACUUAAGACAACUGAUGGACCAGCUUAUGGACUGCGUACUUCUUAUGGAAGACCAGGCUGGCAUGAUAAUUCUAGACAGUCAGCACUGCCGUAUCCGAAUUCUGGAACUUCACGAUUUUAUACAAGACCAGCACCUUCUCUUCCUCUCUUACCGCUCGGUCAAACUCAAAGUUAUUGUCGUAAUGGUUCCCGACAUGCUACGCUAAAUAAUUUUACUAAUCAACAGUGGUCAGUUUAUGUGGACUAA
This is a messenger RNA of Thelazia callipaeda (thelaziosis nematode), 1122 nucleotides long. The record is from the annotation of a GenBank genome assembly. NCBI's taxonomy places the organism in Eukaryota, Metazoa, Nematoda, Chromadorea, Rhabditida, Thelaziidae.